AUGUCGCCUUACACAAGCACUGGGGGUGGGCGUGCGCCCAAUGUGUCUCGCUACCUGCGUGACCUGAACACCGUCAAGGAGCCCGGCUCCGCCGAGGAGAACUUCACUUUUGAGGACGACCUCGCCAUGUUCACAAACACUCAGUUUUUCGACUUCGAGACCGGUCAGCACACCGACUACCAGGCACCGCCCAAGAAGCCCGAGACCGCUGCCGUUGCUGAGCCCCAGGCUCCGUCCAGCGCCGUUACCGAAGAAUUGACGUCUCCAAUUGGCGACUUUGGCAACGUUGACUUUUCCCUGCCAGGCGAAUUCAACUUUCACGAUUUCACCAACCCCUACCCUGCCUCGGGCGUACCGUCCUUCGCCGAAGGCCUGGGUAACCUUCAACCUCUUCAGCCCAACCCGCAACCCACCUACGCACCGCCUCCUGUAUCUCAGCAGCACAACCACCACUAUGCCGCUCCCACGCCUACAGCCGCCGAGACCAGAACUCCCGAGUCUCUGAAUGGAGUCAGCAGGCCCGGUCACAGUUUCGAGGAGCAGUCCCGCGUUGCCGCUGAGGAGGACAAGCGCAGGAGAAACACCGCCGCCAGUGCCAGGUUCCGCAUCAAGAAGAAGCAGCGCGAGCAGGCUCUCGAGAAGAGCGCCAAGGAGAUGUCCGACAAGGUCUCAGCUUUGGAGCAGCGCAUCAGCCUCCUCGAAACCGAGAACCGCUGGCUCAAGAACCUCGUAAUGGAGAAGAACGAGGGUAGCGAGGACAUUGCUUCCAUGCUCAAGGAAUUUCAGAACAAGCAGACCAAGACAACUGCGACGUCUUCGGACUCUCUCAAGGCGGAGGAGGCAAAGUAG
Colletotrichum orchidophilum is the source of this 849-nucleotide messenger RNA. Its product is annotated as basic region leucine zipper. The transcript has 2 exons. Gene Ontology annotation, biological process: regulation of transcription by RNA polymerase II. Gene Ontology annotation, cellular component: nucleus. Bases 1 to 849 code for a protein of 282 amino acids. The record is from RefSeq and is a predicted model, not a curated record. Lineage: Eukaryota; Fungi; Ascomycota; Sordariomycetes; Glomerellales; Glomerellaceae. Gene Ontology annotation, molecular function: RNA polymerase II transcription regulatory region sequence-specific DNA binding; DNA-binding transcription activator activity, RNA polymerase II-specific.